This is a messenger RNA of Protopolystoma xenopodis, 204 nucleotides long. The record is from the annotation of a GenBank genome assembly. NCBI's taxonomy places the organism in Eukaryota, Metazoa, Platyhelminthes, Monogenea, Polystomatidea, Polystomatidae.
AUGUUGGCACAGCAACCGCAGCUUGGCAGAUAUAAAAUAAUUGCCCUCGGGCCAAAAGAUGUGCGUGGUGAAGACAUGCAGAAUUGCGGUAUCAUGCAAACAUUUCCCCCCUCCCUCUUUUUACGUCCAGACGAUGAGUGGACGGUGUUUCAGCAGAUCGUCAGUCCCACAACAAACGCGAUUAUUGGUUACAAUAAGUCGUGA